Molecule: messenger RNA, 1733 nt
Organism: Malania oleifera
Lineage: Eukaryota; Viridiplantae; Streptophyta; Magnoliopsida; Santalales; Ximeniaceae
Product: E2F transcription factor-like E2FE
Exons: 11
Coding region: 237-1397 (386 amino acids)
Biological process (GO): regulation of transcription by RNA polymerase II
Cellular component (GO): RNA polymerase II transcription regulator complex
Molecular function (GO): RNA polymerase II cis-regulatory region sequence-specific DNA binding; DNA-binding transcription factor activity, RNA polymerase II-specific
Source: RefSeq, a predicted model, not a curated record
CCUCCUCUUCCUCCCUCACUCUCUCUUUCUCUCUCUAAGUUCCUUUUCCCUCCAUCUCUUUCUCUCUCUAUCUCUCUCCCCCUGUCUGCAACUGCUGCUUAGCAACAGCCAAUCUGUUGUCCGCGGAGGGGAUCUCGGAGGAAGGAGGAUUUUCUGCGCCGGGUAUAUCGAUUGAAGAAGAUUUUUCAGGAAAAAGUAAAUAUCCGAAGCUUUUUGUUCGUUAGAUCUGAGGCAGAAUGACAUCAUCUGGCUCUACCAGACCGGAAGCUGGAUCUAGGCAUUACACCUACAGCCGGAAACAGAAGUCUCUAGGACUCUUGUGCACGAAUUUCUUGAGCUUGUAUGAUCGAGAAGGCGUGGAGUCGAUUGGGCUCGAUGAUGCUGCAAGCCGAUUAGGAGUCGAGAGGCGGCGGAUCUACGAUAUCGUUAAUGUGCUUGAAAGUGUUGGAGUUCUUGCGAGGAAGGCGAAAAACCAGUACUCUUGGAAAGGGUUUGAAGCAAUCCCUAGGGCUCUUGAGGAUUUGAAGGAAGAGGGUUUGAGGGAGAAUUUUAAUUCAUUUGAUGGCAACAACUGUUCAAAGGUUUCAGAUGACGAAGAAGAGGAAAUAAUAUAUAGUCUCAACAAUUCAAGUCAAGAGGAAAAAUCGAACCAUAGCUGCCCUCCUAAAUCCUCAACGUCGUCCAAAUCUGACAACCGAAGGGAAAAAUCUCUAGGACUACUUACUCAGAAUUUUGUCAAGCUCUUCAUAUGCUCAAAUGUGGAUUUGAUCUCUCUGGAAGAAGCUGCAAAGAUACUGCUUGGGGAUGCCCACAGCUUAUCAACAACCAGAACAAAGGUUCGGCGGCUAUAUGAUAUUGCAAAUGUGUUGUCCUCCAUGAGUCUCAUUGAGAAGACCCAUCAUUCAGAGACAAGGAAGCCUGCUUUCAGGUGGUUGGGGAUGCCGGAUAAAUUUAAAUGCCAUUCUAAUGAGGCAUUAGAGCUUAAAGAGAACAAGAAAAGGGUUUUUGGAACUGAGAUUACUAAUGCCAAUUUUAAAAGGAACAAGUUGGAUUCUUCAAUUGAUGGAAACUUAUGCCAGAAUUUGAAGAUGCAACAGGAAGUGCAAAUGAAACAGGAGAUUUUGGACAACGAGACUAGUAGAAGCAAUUUUGAGGAGGAUUCUAAACUGAGUUUGAAGAAUUAUGAGUUUGGCCCAUUUGCUCCCAUCAGUGAACCCAAAGUUGAUGCUUCUGAAAAUAACAAUGUGAAACGUGUUCAUGAUUGGGAAACUCUUUCCAAUACUUAUUGCCCUCAAUACCACAAUCAAGCUUUGAGAGAUCUUUUUGUUCAUUAUAAGGAAGCAUGGAAGUCAUGGUAUGCAGAGGUAGCAGGGGAGAAGCCAAUAAAAGUUUCGUGAUGAUUCCUUUGGGCUGCGUUGCUUAAUUACCUUGGCAAUCAACACUAACUGCAUUGGCAUACAAUUCCUUUUUGUUGUACUUGACAAGAGAUGGCAAUGUGCAGAUGCAUCUUGUUUGUGCACCAACUUGGAAUGGUUGUUCUUCAGGAAAUAUGACGAAGCCUAGAUCUUUACACAAUGAUUUAUGCAACAUCACACUUAGGUUUUUUGAUUGGGACCAAUGUCCGCAUCACUAGCUUAAUGAUGCAUGUUUGUAUGAAUACUUCUUUUGGUUGAAUUUUUAUGAAUACAAUAGAGAUUGAUUGUUGUCAUCGUUAAAAACUAGUGACAACUUAA